CUCACACGCAUAUUACUGUAAAAUAAUAUGCCCGUAUUGGCAUGAGCUGGAAUGGGCGAUGGCAACCUCCCUUUGCAUUCUUGGCUGCUCUUGCGCUGUACUUGCAGACUGCAUAUGGGCAAUCUGAAGCUGAUUGCAGUGGCCCUGGACCAAGGGCUGAUGGAUGCGCACCGGAAGAGGAGGUGAUCCAGUGUAGCAGAAACGGCGAGCACUGCUAUAUCUAUGAUGCCUUGUAUGCCUUUUGUGAGCCCCAUGCAAACUUCUUCGAAAGCCCAUUUGGGGUGCAAGGUGCCCAAGGCCCUAUGGAAUGCACCACAACUACAACUGGAACUCACACAACUACAAGCACCAAGACGAGAACUGUGACUUUUUACACAACGACCCGUGGGCUGGCAAUUGAGUGUAGAGAUCUUUGCUACGAGAACACACAUCUUUGGAUUGAAAAGUGCGGAUGGCCUGGCUGCGCUUCGUGUGGAGAAUGUGCCUCCAUUCUGCUUCCAAGCACAGAGCCAGAAACCACGUCUGCUGCAGAUGGAAUGUUUACGUUUAGGCCAAUUCAAAGGAAUACUACAUUACCACCUACGACUUCUGCAGCAUCUGGUGGCCAAUCAGGUGGAUCAGGAUCUGGUGGGGGCAGCGCACCAGUCUUUGAUGGAUCGGACGGAUCUUUGGAAGAAGCUGCACAGAGCGACCAGACGACAGUUCAGAUAGCGUCAACAACUUCGGCUCAGCUUCAGUCCAAGGCUUGUUUACAACUGCUUCAAGCCCAGGGCCACGUCAGCGCCGAUAGCACACUCUCAAUUGGAGUAAAGAUGCGUCAUAUAAGGUGUUACGACGCGAUCAAUUACAUACCUUGGAGCCAGCUGUGCAAUUGGGCAACGUGUGUGCUAUGUCCAGAAUGUUCUGGCACAAGUGUGACUGCAACAUCCACUACGGUUCCUCUUGCAGUCACUGCCACAGUCUCCACAACACUAGUUUCAGUGACAAGUGCUAUGACCACAAGCAGUACAACUGCAACACGAUCUAUCACGACCUCCACCACAUUUACUAUCACUUCAACCGACACCAUCACGACGACAAUACCCCUGAGGGCUUGCGAACCUCCGAACCCACUGCUUGCUGGCAUCAUGGCCAAUGAGGAGUGCAAGGGAAACCUAAGUACCAGCAGUCAGAGAGACACCCUUUGUUUGGCCAGGCUAGCUGAACAUCCUUGUCUCUACACUGGUGACCUGGUUCUGACAUGUCCAAGGGGCAACACCGUGAAACGCGAAUCCGUGCUUGCGAACGGUGAUUAUCAAACCAAGUGCAGAAUUUGUGGCUGGGGAGGGACAGAAUGGCAAGAUGUAGAUACGGUUGCAGGGAACAUGACAGUGAGUCUCGAAUUCGGCGCGAAUGCGCUACUUGGCGUCAUCAACGAGACAGCUAUUUUUGGGUAUGGCAUUUUCUUGGCAGACAACUGCAGCAGGCCCAUAAAGCGUGAUCCUGUGGGAUAUGUAGAGAAGAUGGAUGAUCAUCCAUUUGAUGAGAAUUGCUGCAACUCGACGAAGUAUAGCACAACUGUCACGUUCUCUGUUCCUCCAGACCUUUACAGCGUCAGGUUGAUGGUACGCCCAAACACCACAUUGGGCUUCUUACCAGUGGGCGAAGUUACUACUGAGAUUUGGGAUGCAAACCAGACGAAAGCAAGUCUUUCCAGCGCCAACAGGCAAGCUGGGAUGCUCCUGAGCCUCUUGGUACUCUUGACAUGGCGCACUUUCCUAGAGCCGCCCAUACUUCCAAAUGCCAACAGGUCAUGACCAACACUUUGUUGAGAACGUCGCAGUCGUUUCCAUGUAUACAGAUGUUUUCCUUUCUUGCAAAUUCUACAAAGCUGCAUUUAAGAUGCCGCUUGCCGCCAAACCACACAGAGUUUGUGCAUGCCUUUUUUGGCAGUUCCCGAAUGGGACCUCGCAAAAUUCAAAUCAAGUGUCAGGCUGUACCCUGCACUACACAUACGUGCAUGUUCAUCGGAUAGUGAGUGGGAGCUCUUGGAAUGAGUGUUUUCUGUCAGACCAAAAGUACAA
Molecule: messenger RNA, 2063 nt
Organism: Durusdinium trenchii
Lineage: Eukaryota; Dinophyceae; Suessiales; Symbiodiniaceae
Source: the annotation of a GenBank genome assembly